Molecule: messenger RNA, 1518 nt
Organism: Exaiptasia diaphana
Lineage: Eukaryota; Metazoa; Cnidaria; Anthozoa; Actiniaria; Aiptasiidae
Product: ornithine decarboxylase
Exons: 13
Coding region: 132-1403 (423 amino acids)
Cellular component (GO): cytoplasm
Molecular function (GO): ornithine decarboxylase activity
Source: RefSeq, a predicted model, not a curated record
ACCUUAACUUUUGAAAAUUUCAUAAACACAAGCGUACGAGUACCUCUCACAUUGUCUGAUCUCGGAGUGAAAUAUUUGCAUAAUUCGUCCACCUCAAAUAACCUUAGAUUUACUCAUGCAAUCUUCGAAAAAUGGAAACAAAUCCAUCUUCUUCGAACGCUCUUGUACUACCAGGACAAUCCAUCGAACGGACACUGGUUGUUGCAGAAGAUGACAUACCGUUUGAGACAUUGACUGAUUUUGUAAUCCAGAACGCGCAAAGAGAGGAACAAGAUGAUGGAUUUUACAUGAUGAAUAUGGAGAGAACCAUCACUAUAUACAACAAGUGGUGUGCUCUUCUUCCAAGAAUUCGACCCUUUUAUGCAAUCAAGUGUAAUCCUGACCCAGUCCUUGUACGCCAAUUGAAGCUGUUGGGAACUGGGUUUGACUGUGCUAGCAAAGGUGAAAUAGAGUUUGCACUUAGUAUUGGAUGCAAACCCGAGGACAUCAUAUAUGCCAACCCCUGCAAAAAGCCUUCUCAUCUCAGAUAUGCAGCAAAACAUGGUGUUUCAAUGAUGACAUUUGACAGCAAAGAAGAGCUGAUGAAGAUCAAAGACAUUUGUCCCAGCAGUGCAGAGAUUCUAAUCCGCUUUUCUCCAAGAAUUAAGGCUGCCUUGUACAAUCUUAGCUUUAAACUCGGUGCUCGAAUUGAAGGCUGUGCGGAUAUUUUAGCGACGGCCAAAGAGCUGGGACUAAAUGUUGUUGGAGUAAGUUUUCACGUCGGCAGUGACUGCUUCAAUGAGAUGUGCUUUAAAGAUUGUAUAUACAUUUCAAGACAGAUAUUUGAUCAGGCGACAAACCUAGGAUUUUCGUUUAGURUUCUKGACAUCGGUGGAGGAUUUCCUGGMAAAGGCACGAAUGAAGAGUUACUCUUAAAGAUGUGUGAUGUAAUAAACCACAGCAUCGACGAACAUUUCCCUGCUUCAUCUGGAAUCAAGAUCAUCGCUGAACCAGGGAAAUAUUUUGCAAGUUCACCAUUUACGUUGAUAACAAAUGUUAUCGCUGUCAAAGAAGUGGAUAAGAAACAUUACACAGAAAAGGACAAUUCUCCUGUAACGUUUACUGAUACAGGUCCAGAUAAGGGAUUCAUGUAUUUCAUCGACGAUGGAGUAUUCGGGUCGUUUUCAGAAUUGCUAUUAUCGCCAGAUUUAAACUUCAAACCAAUUCCACUUAAAACGAUCUCGGAUGAGGUUUAUCCAACAUGCAUCUGGGGCCAAUGUUUAGGAGGCACUGACUUUGUUAACAAGGCAUGCCAUCUUCCCAAGGUAAUCGUUUUUCAUGAAUUUGGAAUAGCCCUCUUGAAAGUUCCUUACGUUACUUUGAAAUGUAACCGUGCCCUUGCAUCGAAGCUAUAUGAUUGUUGAGCUUGCAAUAAUAGAAAUGCGAUUCCUUUAAACCAAUAGACAACUAUUCGCAAGUAUCUACCAUCACAAACCCACCGACCGUCUCGAUUCGAUGCAAAGCCACAGAAAGCUUCAU